ACAUUUAGACAAAUGUUGUUGACACUUCCCGGUGCAUUGGUUGUAAUUCUAUAUAAAGUUUUCUAAAGAUUAUUUAUUAAAAACAAAAAACUUUUUUCUUCAAACAUUACAAAGUAGAAAGCCGCUAUCAUGUCUAUCGAAAUUGAAUCGGCCGAUGUUAUCCGAUUAAUUCAGCAAUAUUUAAAAGAAUCGAAUUUAUAUAAAACGUUACAAACACUUCAAGAAGAGACCGGAGUUUCACUGAAUACAGUAGAUAGUGUAGAUGGUUUCGUACAGGAUAUUGUGAAUGGACACUGGGACACGGUGCUGAAAGUAACUCAAUCGCUUAAAUUACCAGACAAAAAGCUUCUUAAUCUCUAUGAACAAAUUGUGCUUGAAUUAAUUGAGCUACGUGAGUUGGGAGCAGCUCGAUCAUUGCUUCGCCAAACAGAUCCUAUGAUUAUGCUGAAACAACAUGAACCCGAGCGUUACAUUCAUUUGGAAAAUAUGCUGCAGCGCGCAUAUUUCGAUCCGAGAGAAGCAUAUCCAGAAGGUAGCAGCAAGGAAAAGCGUCGAGCUGUCAUAGCACAAGAGUUAAGUGGAGAAGUACAUGUUGUGCCGUCAUCACGUCUAUUGGCAUUGUUGGGUCAAGCUUUAAAAUGGCAACAGCAUCAGGGACUUUUGCCACCUGGUACUACAAUCGAUUUGUUCCGAGGCAAAGCGGCAAUGAAGGAUCAAGAGGAGGAAAUGUUUCCCACUCAAAUGUUCAGGCAAAUUAAAUUUGGUCAAAAAUCUCACGUCGAAUGCGCACAGUUUUCACCUGAUGGUCAAUAUCUAAUUACUGGUAGUGUAGAUGGAUUCCUUGAGGUUUGGAAUUUCACGACUGGCAAAAUUCGAAAGGAUCUCAAAUAUCAGGCACAGGAUCAAUUUAUGAUGAUGGAACAAGCUGUGUUAGCCUUGUCAUUUUCUCGCGACUCUGAAAUGGUAGCUUCUGGCGCUCAAGAUGGGCAAAUUAAAGUUUGGCGUAUUAUAACAGGUCAAUGUUUGAGGAAAUUCGAAAAAGCACACACAAAGGGCAUUACCUGUUUGCAGUUCUCCCGUGAUAAUAGUCAAGUACUGAGCGCUUCCUUCGAUUAUAGUAUACGAUUGCAUGGCCUAAAAUCAGGAAAAAUGCUUAAAGAGUUCAAAGGUCACACUUCGUUUGUUAACGAGGCAACUUUUACGCCUGAUGGACACAAUAUACUCAGCGCUUCUUCAGAUGGUACUGUGAAGGUUUGGUCUUUAAAAACUACGGAAUGCAUAUCCACUUACAAACCUUUAGGCAAUGAGCUGGCUGUUAAUACCGUAUUAAUAUUACCGAAAAAUCCCGAACAUUUUAUUGUUUGCAAUCGUUCAAAUACUGUAGUUAUCAUGAAUAUGCAGGGUCAGAUUGUACGCUCAUUCUCAUCGGGUAAACGCGAAGGAGGCGCUUUCAUUUCAGCGACUAUAUCACCGCGAGGCGAAUUUAUUUAUUGUGCGGGGGAAGAUCAAGUACUGUAUUGCUUUUCGGUUACAUCUGGCAAGCUGGAACGUACGCUAAAUGUUCAUGAGAAAGAUGUAAUUGGUUUAGCUCAUCACCCACACCAAAAUUUAUUAGCUACGUAUAGCGAAGAUGGGCUAUUAAAAUUGUGGAAGCCAUAAGUUUAGUUAAGAAAUUUAAUUAUUAGAUAUUCUUAUUAUCUGCUAUGCAACUUAAAAUUUUAAUAAAAAACUGAUAAAAACGAAA
Molecule: messenger RNA, 1744 nt
Organism: Ceratitis capitata (Mediterranean fruit fly)
Lineage: Eukaryota; Metazoa; Arthropoda; Insecta; Diptera; Tephritidae
Gene: Smu1
Product: WD40 repeat-containing protein SMU1
Exons: 5
Coding region: 130-1659 (509 amino acids)
Biological process (GO): mRNA splicing, via spliceosome
Cellular component (GO): precatalytic spliceosome
Molecular function (GO): protein binding
Source: RefSeq, a predicted model, not a curated record